AUGACUCUGCGCCGCAGUUCACAAAUCGAUGUAUUGAGAAUAGAGCAUCUGGAUGAUCGGCGAACAUUGAAAUCAACUUCGACUCCUCCUCUGGUCUGUCUCCCCUGCGCCAGUCUGGUCGUCAUAGAGGACGCCGCUUCUGGUGAUUUUGCUCGUGGUAUCGGUGUGAAGUUUGAUCGGUAUGUCAUCCACUGCCUCGAUCCAAAAUCAGAGAGAAAUGCUUCCGGCCAGGCUUUCCCUGUUGUUUCACUCGAUAUGCCAGCUUCUGCGGACUGCCUUGUCGGACCAUCUUCUUUGACUGUUAGAAACAAGUGGCGUGUAUUCGGCACUCAGGUCUCCACCGACUCAUCGGACAGGUCUGGUUAG
Penicillium arizonense is the source of this 366-nucleotide messenger RNA. RefSeq lists its product as uncharacterized. The coding region runs from base 1 to 366 and encodes 121 amino acids. Lineage: Eukaryota; Fungi; Ascomycota; Eurotiomycetes; Eurotiales; Aspergillaceae. The record is from RefSeq and is a predicted model, not a curated record. The transcript has 2 exons.